GGAUGAGCGGGCGGCGAAGCGCGGGGCGGAGCGGCGGGCGGAGCAAUGGAGGCGGGCUUGGCGGGAGUGGAGGAGGUGGCGGAGGUGGCGGGCGACGGGCGCGCGGACGAGGCGGCCGGAGCGGAAAGGGUGGCGGAGUUGGUGGAGGUGGCGACGGUGGUGGUGGUGGUGGUGGUGGUGGAGGCUCGCUGGAAGAGCUGGAUGACGGGACAACGCCGCUGGAGGAGAUCAGAGCGCGGUUCUCGCCGGCGCAGAUGAAGGAGGUCCGCUCCAUCUUUGCACUGCUUGCCGGCGACGACGGGACGAUCGGGAACAACGACCUGAUGGCGGCUAUGGUCGACGUAGGUACCGAUCCUUCCGAGGCCGAGGUCUCUGAUCUCAUUCUCUACGCCUCGUCGACGGAGAACAUGUCGGGCAGGCUGACCUUUGACGACUUUCUCCGCUGCAUGGCUGGCCUCUACUUUGACGACUCAUUCGAGGCCGGCACGUUGUGAUCGCUCUGCAUAGCCCGGGCCAAGAGGUUGGAUCUCGUGCGAUGAUGCGACUGCGCUGCGUUGCUUUCGAGGCUAGUGGCGACGUAUGAAAUGAACCACCGUACCGUCCGG
Thecamonas trahens ATCC 50062 is the source of this 605-nucleotide messenger RNA. RefSeq lists its product as uncharacterized. The record is from RefSeq and is a predicted model, not a curated record. The annotation marks the transcript as partial. The transcript has a single exon. Lineage: Eukaryota; Apusomonadida; Apusomonadidae.